Molecule: messenger RNA, 1092 nt
Organism: Mucor velutinosus
Lineage: Eukaryota; Fungi; Mucoromycota; Mucoromycetes; Mucorales; Mucoraceae
Gene: puf6
Product: Pumilio y domain member 6
Exons: 5
Coding region: 1-1092 (363 amino acids)
Biological process (GO): GDP-mannose biosynthetic process
Cellular component (GO): cytoplasm
Molecular function (GO): GTP binding; mannose-1-phosphate guanylyltransferase (GTP) activity
Source: RefSeq, a predicted model, not a curated record
AUGAAGGCUCUUAUUCUCGUUGGUGGCUUUGGUACUCGUCUCAGACCUCUUACCCUCACUCUCCCUAAACCCCUCGUUGAGUUUGCCAACAGACCCAUGAUUCUUCAUCAAAUCGAAAGUCUUGCAAAGGCUGGUGUCACCGAUAUUGUCUUGGCUGUAAACUACAGACCUGAAAUCAUGGUUGCUGCUUUGAAAGAGUAUGAAAAGGAAUAUGGCGUCAACAUCACCUUUUCUGUCGAGACUGAACCUCUUGGUACCGCUGGUCCUUUGGCUUUGGCUAGAGAGAUCCUUGGUAAGGACGACUCUCCCUUCUUUGUCUUGAACAGUGAUGUUAUCUGUGAUUAUCCAUUUGAGCAAAUCAGGGAUUUCCAUCAAUCUCAUGGUAAUGAGGGUACAAUCAUUGUUACCAAAGUCGAUGAUCCCUCCAAGUAUGGUGUCGUUGUUAACCACGCUGAAUCAUCAAAGAUUGAGCGAUUCGUUGAGAAGCCCCAACAAUUCAUCAGCAACAAGAUUAAUGCUGGUAUUUACAUUUUCAACCCUUCUGUUUUGGAACGUAUUGAGUUGAAACCCACUUCAAUCGAAAAGGAAAUCUUUCCCAAUAUUGCUAGAGAUGGUGAACUUCAUACAUUUGAUUUGGAUGGUUUCUGGAUGGAUGUGGGUCAGCCCAAGGAUUAUUUGACUGGUACCUGUCUCUACCUCUCUCAUUUAGCAAAGAGCAAGCCUCAAGAGCUCGCUAAUCCCACUCUGGAUUAUGUGUAUAAGGGCAAUGUGAUUGUGCAUCCCUCUGCAAAGAUCGGUAAGGAUUGUCGCAUUGGUCCCAAUGUGGUUAUUGGCCCUAAUGCUGUCAUUGGUGAUGGUGUUCGUCUUCAACGCUGUGUUAUCAUGGAGGGUGCCAAGGUCAAGGAUUUCGCCUGGGUUCAAUCUAGCAUUGUUGGAUGGCAUUCCUCCAUUGGCCGCUGGUCCAGAUUAGAAGGUUGCUCGGUCUUGGGCGAUGAUGUUACCAUUAGCGAUGAAAUCUAUGUCAAUGGCGGAUCCAUCUUGCCUCACAAGACCAUUUCAGCAAACAUCACUGAACCUCAAAUUAUCAUGUAA